CACCAUCUCGCAAGUUGCUGCAAGAAAAGCAAGAUCAAAAGCAACCAGAGCCCCGCAUCCUCGACGCCAGCUUCUCCUCGCAGUCGCAUGCACGUACGCCUCCACGCCACGCGCUAUCUUCAUCUUCCUCCUGCUGUUAUGGCUAUGGCUUCUUCCACCGCCGCGCGGCACCCCCCACUUCUUGUUCUGGUGCUGAUCAUCGUCGUUCUUCUGCUGUCCUCCUCCCCUGCCAUCGCGGCGGCGGGGCCCCCGAGCGCAUCGGCGGGGCAGGGCUUCCACGUGGCGACGACGCCAUUGCAUGAUGCAAGCGUGGCCAAGAACGGCGCGGGGAGACGACCGGUCGGCGGGGGAAGGAGGAGGAGAGCAGACCGCGGCGGAGGCACCGGCGCGUGGGCGUUCUCGGCGAUGCUGCCCCGGGGGUUCGUGCCGCCGUCGGGCUCGUCGGCGUGCCACAACGACAUGCCGGCCACCGCCGCCGAUGACCAGUACUACACAUGCGGGGGCUCCGUGAGGCCGUGACGACCGAGAAGGAUCCGGUUCUUGCCCGCCUGCUUCGACUGAGAAGGAUCCAGUUCUCGACGAGGUUCUUGCAAGUGUAAAUAUGGUGAGGUUUUAACCUCGCCUUCUUCUCCGGUUACUCGCGAGGGACUUGGGGGCUCUGAAUCGGACGAUGGAGCCCUGGCGAUGCACGCGAGCUCUUGUUGUUGUUGUUCCGGUGGCCCCCUGUUCUGAACUUCUGAUCGAAUGUGACAAUGCUCCCAGUUUCUAGCACAUUUAAAUACUCUGAUCUUCUCCUUGUUGUCAUCAUCUCCUAUCGCAGCUUCGUAAGUCGAAAACAUUUGUUUAGUUCGGAGUACGUCCUUUCCUGUA
Triticum urartu is the source of this 870-nucleotide messenger RNA. RefSeq lists its product as uncharacterized. Lineage: Eukaryota; Viridiplantae; Streptophyta; Magnoliopsida; Poales; Poaceae. The record is from RefSeq and is a predicted model, not a curated record.